Messenger RNA from Penicillium olsonii, 1518 nucleotides. Lineage: Eukaryota; Fungi; Ascomycota; Eurotiomycetes; Eurotiales; Aspergillaceae. The record is from the annotation of a GenBank genome assembly.
AUGAGUGCAAACAUGUUUGGAGCGGAGGACACUGUCCUCCAGGUCGACAACGAAGAGUGGCUGAGUGAGCCUCGCGAAGUGGAAGAUCUACCUCUACCUCAUGAUUUCCUCUGGGGAACUGCGACAGCUGCGUACCAAAUCGAAGGAGGUGCCUCCCAAGACAAUAAAGGCAAAUCAAUCUGGGAUACAUUCAGUCAUCUCGAGCCGUCUCGCACCAACGGAGCGAAUGGCGAUGUGGCCUGCGAUCAUUACAACCGCGUUGCUGAGGACGUCGACCUUAUGGCAUCCUAUGGGGUAGACACAUAUCGAUUCUCCAUUUCCUGGUCUCGUGUGAUCCCAUUGGGCGGGCGAGAUGAUCCCGUCAAUGAAGAUGGAGUUUUGUUCUACAAUAAGCUCAUUGAUCUCUUGUUGUCCCGAAAGAUCAUCCCAAUCGUCACCCUCUAUCACUGGGACGCCCCGCAAGAAUUGUAUGAUCGGUACGGUGCCUUUCUGAAUACAUCGAUGUUCAAGGCAGAUUUUGAGCGAUAUGCCCGGCUGUGCUUCUCUCGCUUUGGCGAUCGUGUCACCAAAUGGGUUACUUUCAACGAACCAUACAUCAUCUCGAUUUUUGGCCACCACAGUGGUGUUCUUGCUCCCGGUCACAAUGCCGCCGGUGGCCAUGACACGCGAACAGAACCGUGGCGAGUGGGCCAUACUAUCAUUGUUUCCCAUGCAGCUGCAGUACAGAUCUACGCGACAGAAUUCCAGCCUACUCAGAAUGGCUCAAUCACAAUCGUGCUCAACGGCCACUUCUAUGAGCCAUGGGAUGCGAAUAGCAUCGAGCACCAAGCCGGCGCUCAACGCAGAUUGGAAUUCUACAUAGGCUGGUUCGCAGAUCCCAUCUUCCUGGGCACAGACUACCCCGCCGAAAUGCGGUCUCGGCUUGGAUCUCGCCUCCCGGAGUUUUCUCCCGAUGAGAUGGCCCUUCUCCGCAAUACCGCAUCCACGAACGCCUAUUAUGGAAUGAAUCACUAUUCCACUAAGUUUGCUCGGGCUCUCCCAGACCCACCGGCCGAAGAUGACUGCACAGGGAAUGUGGAGGAACUCGCAACCAAUAACAAAGGCAAGAUGGUUGGUCCUGUUUCUGGCAUGGCUUGGCUUCGUGUUGCCCCAGAUGGAUUCCGAAAGCUUCUGAACUGGGUCUGGGAUCGGUACCGCCUCCCAAUUGUUAUUACCGAGAAUGGCUGUCCAUGUCCAGGCGAAAGCAACAUGAGUCUCGAACAGGCCAUAAAUGACGACUUUCGGGUACGAUAUUUUGGUCUUUAUUUGGAUGCUAUCUCGAAGGCUAUUUAUGAAGACGGUGUUCUAGUACAAGGAUAUUGUGCCUGGAGCUUGAUGGAUAAUUUUGAAUGGUCGGCUGGGUAUAGCGCCCGCUACGGUAUCACGCAUGUCGAUUACGAUACACUUUUGCGGACUCCAAAGAAAUCCGCUUUGUACUUGAAGCGGACGUUCAAUGAGCGACGCAAGAAGCAUGAGUAG